Cannabis sativa is the source of this 4693-nucleotide messenger RNA. Its product is annotated as DExH-box ATP-dependent RNA helicase DExH7, chloroplastic. The transcript is spliced from 34 exons. Gene Ontology annotation, cellular component: intracellular anatomical structure. The record is from RefSeq and is a predicted model, not a curated record. Bases 20 to 4390 code for a protein of 1456 amino acids. Lineage: Eukaryota; Viridiplantae; Streptophyta; Magnoliopsida; Rosales; Cannabaceae. Gene Ontology annotation, molecular function: RNA binding; ATP binding.
AGCGAAAAACCGAACAACAAUGGCUCCCAAAAAGAAACAACAGCAGAAGCAGAAAAGCACGGCCAAAACGCAAUCUUCGUCGUCGUCGGCGACGGCUUCCGGAGGUCCCAAGCUUCACAUUUCGGCUGAGAAUGAGAAUCGGCUCCGGAGACUUCUUCUGAAUUCGGGUCGGACGGCGCAGUCUGCUGCGGCUCCGGUGGACGAUUCCCUCUCCAAGACUCAGAAGGCUAAGAAGCUUAAAACCAUUUACGAGAAGCUUUCUUGCGAAGGCUUCACUAAUGAUCAAAUUGAGCUUGCUCUCUCUGCUCUCAAGGAGGGUGCUACGUUUGAGGCUUCUCUUGAUUGGUUGUGCUUGAAUUUGCCUAGUAAUGAGCUUCCAUUGAAGUUUUCAAGCGGGACAUUUCAGCACAUUGAUGGAGGUGGUUCUGUUCGCGUCUUAUUGGCUGCUCAGGAUAAUUGGGCUCCUUCUGUGGAAGCAUCAUCAAAUAUAUUUGAGGAUGAAGUGGGCAUUUCUGUUAAAACAAAGGGACAUGGUAAAGAUGAGACUUUGGACUCAUGCCAACCUUCUCAGGCAGAUUGGAUCAAACGCUACGUGGAACAACAAGAAGAGGAUGACUCUAAAACAUGGGAAGAUGAUUUACUUGGUACUGAGAAGAUCUCUGAACCAAGGUCCUAUGAUGUGAUUGCUAAAGAAUAUCGUGAUGCACGGUUGGAAGCUAUGAGAGCCAAAGAAAAAGGUGACAAGAAAAGUAAGGAACAGGCAGGAAAUAUCAUCCGCAAACUGAAGCAAGAGUUAUCUGCAUUAGGUUUAUCUGUUGACAUUUUGGAUUCAGAGUUUGAGAACGAACAAGCUUCUUAUGCAGCUUCUGAGGCAACAAAUGUGAGUUCUGUUCCCCACAACCAGUCUGAAGGAGAAACUCCUGGUGAUGUAGAAUGUGCUUCUGCAUUUGUUUCGCAUGUUGACGAAUCAAUUGUUGAUGGAAGGGUCAUGGAGUUGUGUGGUUCCGAAGAGGUUUCUGUGAAAGCUACUACAUCAGAUGAACCUAUUAAGGAUAAAGACUCUGCAGAAGAAGAGUCCCCAGAUGUAGAGCUCGGUGAUUUCUUUUCAGAAGAUGGUCCCCAAAAUGAAAGUCUCUCUCUUGAAGUUCAAAAACUGCAGCAGAAAGAAAAAAUGAGAGAAAUGCUUAGUGACAAAAAUUUGGAGAAAUUAGCUGGUAUUUGGAAAAAGGGAGAUCCUCAAAAGAUUCCUAAGGCCUUUCUUCAUCAGUUAUGUCAAAGAUCAGGGUGGGAAGCCCCUAACUUCAAUAAAGUGCAUGGAAAAGGAAAUAGUUUCUCGUAUACUGUGAGUGUUUUGCGUAAAGCCAGCGGGAGGGGUAAGAGUAGAAAAGCUGGGGGACUUGUCACCCUUCAGCUUCCCGGUGAGGGUGACACUUUUGACUCUGUUGAGAAUGCACAAAACGCAGUGGCAACUUUUGCUCUUUAUCGGCUGUUUCCAGAUCUCCCAAUACACCUUGUGUUAACAGAGCCUUAUGCUUCAUUAAUUAUCCAGUGGAAAGAAGGAGAUUCAUCAGUCAACGUUGAAGACACCGAGGAAGAUCGACGUGCAAGCUUUGUAGAUUCACUAUUGAAUGCUGAUGGUUCUAGGUCAAUUGUUACCACUGAUAGUUCAAUUAAUAUUCCUCAAGAGAAAUCUCAACAAUCCCCUACUGAAGAAAGUGAAAGUUCAGCUGCAACUGUUGUUGAUUCAGCUGUUGAAAGAGUGAAUCAUCAGAAAGAAGUGGAAAGCGCUUAUUUGAGAAAAGAGCAGGAGAAUAAAAUGAAGAUGCGCAAGUACAGGGACAUGUUAAAAACUAGAGCUUCACUUCCUAUUGCUCAGCUAAAAGGUGAUAUAUUGCAGCUACUGAAAGAUAACAAUGUUCUUGUUGUUUGUGGGGAAACUGGUUCUGGGAAGACAACUCAGGUUCCACAAUUUAUCUUGGACGACAUGAUUAACUCUGAACGCGGUGGGCAUUGUAAUAUCAUUUGCACACAACCCAGAAGAAUAGCGGCUAUUUCUGUAGCUGAAAGAGUAGCCGAUGAGCGUUGUGAAUCUUCACCCGGCUCAAAUGAUUCCUUGGUUGGUUAUCAAGUUCGUCUUGAUAGUGCAAGGAAUGAAAAAACAAAGCUUUUAUUUUGUACAACGGGUAUCCUUUUGAGGAAAAUUGCGGGAGACAAAAACUUAACUGGGAUUACGCAUGUCAUAGUUGAUGAAGUGCAUGAACGCUCUCUUUUGGGUGACUUUCUACUUAUUGUUCUGAAGAAUCUGAUUCAGAAGCAAUCGGCUCAGAAAUCUCCAAAACUGAAAGUUAUUCUUAUGUCUGCAACUGUUGAUUCAGAUUUAUUUUCAAGAUACUUUGAUCACUGCCCUGUGAUUACUGCACAAGGCAGAACACAUCCCGUGACAACUUACUUUCUGGAGGAUAUAUAUGAAAGUAUUAAUUAUCGGUUGGCUUCAGAUUCUCCAGCAUCUGUAAGAUAUGGAGCAUCUGGAAAAGAGAAGAGUGGUCCAGUAAACAACCGAAGAGGAAUGAAAAAUCUUGUUAUGCAAGCAUGGGGUGACGAUACAAUUCUUUCUGAAGAACGUGUUAACCCGUACUAUGUGCCAGAGAGUUAUCAUUCAUAUAGCGAGCAAACUCAACAAAAUUUGAAAAGAUUGAAUGAAGAUUUCAUUGAUUAUGAUCUUCUCGAAGACUUGGUCUGUCACAUAGACGAAACCUGCAGUGAGGGUGCAAUACUUGUUUUCUUGCCUGGAGUGUUUGAAAUUAACAUGUUAGUGGAUAUGCUAGCUGCUUCUUAUCGAUUCGGUGGACCAUCUUCUGACUGGAUUCUUCCAUUACAUUCAUCUGUUGCAUCAGCUGAUCAAAAGAGGGUGUUCUUAAGACCACCCGAGAACAUUCGUAAAGUCAUUGUAGCCACAAAUAUUGCCGAGACGAGUUUGACCAUAGAUGAUGUGGUGUAUGUUAUUGACUGUGGAAAGCAUAAAGAGAAUCGUUAUAAUCCACAGAAGAAAUUGUCAAGCAUGGUUGAAGACUGGAUAUCUCAAGCAAAUGCAAGGCAACGCCGUGGCAGGGCUGGACGUGUAAAACCUGGAAUUUGCUUUUGCUUGUAUACACGUCACCGUUUCGAAAAACUUAUGCGACCUUUUCAGGUUCCAGAAAUGCUUCGAACUCCAUUAGUAGAGCUGUGUUUACAAAUAAAAUUACUUUCUUUGGGAUUCAUAAAGCCAUUUUUGUCUGAGGCUUUGGAACCUCCUAAAGAUGAUGCUAUGAAGUCGGCAAUUUCAUUGUUGUAUGAGGUCGGUGCUCUUGAAGGAGAUGAGCUCCUUACUCCUCUUGGACAUCAUUUAGCUAAACUUCCAGUUGAUGUAUUGAUUGGGAAGAUGAUGAUAUAUGGUGGAAUAUUUGGUUGCCUGUCUCCCGUUCUCUCAAUUUCGGCAUUUUUGAGUCACAAGUCUCCUUUUGUCUAUCCAAAAGAUGAGAGACAAAAUGUUGAAAGGGCUAAGUUGGCGCUUCUAACUGAUAAGCGGGAUGGUCCUACUGAUUCAUAUGAUGUUGACAAGAACUCUGACCAUCUGUUAAUGAUGGUUGCAUAUAUGAAAUGGGAAAAGAUUCUUCGCGAGAAAGGGGUUAAAGCUGCACACCAUUUUUGCAGCUCUUAUUUUUUAAGCAGUUCAGUUUUGUACAUGAUAAGAGAUAUGAGAAUACAGUUUGGAACCUUGCUUGCAGAUAUUGGGCUCAUCAGUUUUCCAAAAAAUUUCCAGGUUGGACGGAAGAGAGAAAACAUUGACAUUUGGCUUUCUGAUCCAUCACAGCCAUUCAAUAUGUAUUCACAUCAUUCAUCAAUAGUAAAGGCAGUAUUAUGUGCAGGUUUAUACCCGAAUGUUGCUGCCACUGAGAAAGGAAUUGCUGGAGCAGCACUUGGGAGCCUUAAACAGUCUAUUGGUUUGACUAGUAAUAUAAUCUGGUACGAUGGAAGAAGAGAAGUUCACAUACACCCUUCGUCUAUCAACAGUAACUGGAAAGAAUUUCGAUAUCCUUUCCUUGCGUUCCUUGAAAAGGUUGAAACCAACAAAGUGUUUCUUAGAGAUACCACCAUCAUAUCUCCAUACUCGAUUUUGCUAUUUGGUGGUUCAAUUAACGUCCAGCAUCAGACCGGGCUUGUCAUCAUUGAUGGAUGGUUAAAAUUGGCAGCACCAGCCCAAAUUGCUGUUCUGUUCAAGGAACUUCGGUUGACUCUUCAUUCUAUUUUAAAGGACUUAAUAAGAAAACCAGAGAAUGUGAAUGUUGGUUCUGACAAGGUUAUUAGCUCCAUAAUUCAUUUAUUAUUGGAAGAAGACAAACCACCAGCAUGAUUCAUCUGGUUUUUGAUCCAUCCUUGUGUUGUCAUCUCAAGAACCGAGCUCUUCGAGACCGAGUAUUGGUUCGAUUCUGGUGGAGCAGAGUCGUGGACAUCAUCAACAGCCGCGGCUUAAUGAAAUCGAGUAAUGGAAUUCUUUCUUCAUCCUAAUCAAGUUUAAUGUCUGAUGUCCUAAUACAUUUGCUCUAACUAAUUGGUAUAAUUCCCAUUGAUGAUGAAUCUUAUCAAUAAAAGGAAACUAUCAUAUACAUAUUAUUAUGCAAAACAUUUAUUUAUGAAUGAAAGUUUUGCUAUGAAA